Messenger RNA from Colius striatus (speckled mousebird), 1222 nucleotides. RefSeq lists its product as uncharacterized. Lineage: Eukaryota; Metazoa; Chordata; Aves; Coliiformes; Coliidae. The record is from RefSeq and is a predicted model, not a curated record. The transcript is spliced from 2 exons. Bases 198 to 839 code for a protein of 213 amino acids.
AGCGCGCCGCGCACGCACGGCACGUCACGCGGCGGCGCGUGACGCGGCGCGCGUGCGCGACAGCCUCCAUCUCCGCUUGGCCGCGCCGGGAGCCAUCUUCAGCGCGCGCCACACCCCCCCACACAUCCCCCUCCGCGCCGCCUGCCGGCGCCGUCUUGAGUGUGGCGCGCCGCCAUCUUGAGUGCGGCGGGCGGGGGAUGGGCGGUUACCGGCUGCCCUCGCUGCCGACCCGGGUCUGGGCGGCGCCGGGAGGGCCAUGGUGGGGGCGCGGAGGCUUCCCGAAGUGUCCCGUUAGCUCGUCGUGGACAGAAAGCCCUCAGAACCGCCAUUAUGGAGGCUGUGUGUCACUCUGGGAUUCCGUGCUACCACUGUCCUACCCAGCUGGUGACAUGCCCAGUUCCUUGCCAACAGGCAGGAAGGAGCUCGCAUGGGGCAGUAUGUCUGCCCACCGAUCUCCAGGAGCCCAGAAAUGCAUUGACCAGACAGCAGGGUUUGGCUUUAUCAGAGCUUUGCAGCUUCCCAGAGCCUGCACUUGGACGCAAAGCUGGGUCCAACCCUUCACCGAGGUGACUUUCCCCACCGGGACGGGGUUAUCAGCGUGUCUGGCAAGCAGCUUUUCCCUCCGGCUCCCCAGGAGCACCCUGCCAGCCCCAAGCAGGCUGUGGUUGCCGGGCCACGGACACGGACCGGCCAUUUCCCAGUACCCAGGAUCCCAGCGCCUCCCCGCCGCCCUCUCUUGGUCUCUGCCGAGGCUGCAGAGCCCAGGCCUCCGCGCAAAGCCCUGCGUGAGAGCGCUUAGACGCCAAGCUAAAGCCAUGGCCCCCGACAUCCAAGGGUAAGAGCCCUCCUUCGGAAGCACAGAGCAUUGCGACUUGGAAACACAUUUAAACCCUCUGGGGACCCGACCAUUUCUCCUUCUCUUAUAAUCCCAGUAACAAACAUACAUAAACAGUGAUGAGACCUUCCCUGUGCCAUCGCACAGACUUUGGAAGUCAGCUCUCUUCCUACAGUCCCCUACUGGUUGCUUGUAGAAGGUUGGCAAAAGGUACCUGAGAAAAGCAAGGUUUCUGCCUUUAGCUCAUCCCAAGGGAGUCUGUACCACCUGUGGGGAUUUUAAGACUCCCAUCUACUAAGGAAAGCUGAGAAUUGCUCUUCUACUUGUUCUAAAAAAAAUUAUUUAGAUCUCCAUAGACACCUGGUGCUUUUUCAUUUUAUUCUUGCA